Pundamilia nyererei is the source of this 2781-nucleotide messenger RNA. It is a transcript of the gene pde11al, whose product is annotated as phosphodiesterase 11a, like. Bases 7 to 2760 code for a protein of 917 amino acids. Gene Ontology annotation, molecular function: 3',5'-cyclic-nucleotide phosphodiesterase activity; protein binding. Gene Ontology annotation, biological process: signal transduction. The transcript is spliced from 20 exons. Lineage: Eukaryota; Metazoa; Chordata; Actinopteri; Cichliformes; Cichlidae. The record is from RefSeq and is a predicted model, not a curated record.
UUCACUAUGACAGCGUUUGACUUCUCGGAUAUAGAGGCGUUUUUGGAUUGCCACCCGGAUCUGUUCGAGGAGUAUCUCGUUCGGAAAGCCAAAUGUGACCAGGUUAGCAGGUGGUUGAAGGAGCAUCAGCCGUCGAAAGUGUCCUCUGUCGAGGAGAAGCGGGGCGCUGCCAUGGACCCACUGUGGCCGACCAGUGCUGACGGACUCCGGCGCAGAUCGUCCCACAUGGAGCUGCGACGGAACUUUGCUCGGUCCAAAGCCACCACUGCACACUGGACAUACGACGAGCACGUGAGUUUGAGCGAGCACGAGUCCCAGUCCAGCAUGAGGCGCCGUGCGCUCCUGCGUAAAGCCAGUUCACUGCCUCCCACUACCGCGCACAUCCUGAGCGCCCUGCUGGAGUCCAGGGUCAAUGUGCCUCAGUACGCAUCCAGCGCCAUUGACUAUAAAUACAGACUUAAAGAAACCAACGAGAGGGAGUUUUUCUUAGAGCUCGUGAAAGAUAUCUCCAACGAGUUGGACUUAACAAAUCUGAGUUAUAAAAUCCUGAUCAAUGUCUGCAUUCUUGUGGAUGCAGACAGGUGUUCGCUUUUCCUCGUUGAAGGACCCCCUCACAAGAGGACUCUGGUUUCCAAGUUCUUUGAUGUGCAUUCAGGCACUACAGUCAGACCAUCAUCUAGCACUCUUAACUCCAAUGAAGUGCAAGUGCCAUGGGGGAAAGGUAUCAUUGGAUAUGUGGCGGAGCACGGGGAGACUGUAAACAUCUCAAACGCAUAUGAGGAUCACCGCUUCAGUGAUGAGAUUGACAAGCUGACCGGGUACAAGACUCAGUCCAUCCUCUGUAUGGCCAUCUGCAACAGUGAUGGAGAAGUCAUAGGUGUUGUACAAGCUAUUAACAAAAAUCCAAUCGGCACCCCAUUUACUGAGGAUGACGAGAAGGUGCUGCAGAUGUAUCUACCAUUCUGUGGAAUAUCGAUUUCCAAUGCUAAGUUGUUUUCAGAGUCUCGCAAGGAGUAUGAAAGGAGCAGGGCUUUGCUGGAGGUGGUCAAUGACCUGUUUGAGGAACAGACCGACCUGGAAAAGAUUGUCAGGAAGAUCAUGCAGCGAGCGCUGACUCUGCUGCAGUGUGAACGUUGCUCUGUGCUUCUUCUGGAGGACAUUGACUCACCUGUUGUGAAGUUCUCAAAGACAUUUGAACUCAUGUCUCCUUUGUGCAAUGUGGACCGUGACAUCAGUGCCCACAUCAGCAUGGAGAAGUUAUCCUGUUCUGACUGGCUAAUCAAUAACAGUAUUGCUGAGCUGGUGGCUUCAACAGGACUGCCUGUUAACAUCAGUGAUGUGUGCCAGGACCCACGCUUUGAUGCUGAGGCAGAUCAAGCUUCAGGGUUUCAUAUCAGAUCAGUGUUAUGUGUUCCUAUCUGGAAUCGAACUCAUCAGAUAAUUGGGGUUGCACAAAUUCUGAACCGCCUGGACAGGAAGACCUUCGAUGAUGCAGAUCAGAGGCUAUUUGAGGCAUUUGUGAUAUUCUGUGGCCUUGGAAUCAACAACACAAUGAUGUACAAUCAAGUUAAGAAGACAUGGGCUAAACAGUCUGUAGCACUGGAUAUGUUGUCCUAUCACGCUACCUGCUCCAAGGUGGAAGUUGACAGACUGAAGGCUGCCAAGAUCCCCCUGAGCAGUGAGUUAGGCAUUGAUGAGUUUCACUUCAACGACUUUUCAUUGGACAACGACGCCAUGAUCACGGCUUCUCUCAGGAUGUUUCUGGAACUUGGUGUUGUCCAAAAGUUUAAAAUUGACUAUGAGGUUUUGUGCCGCUGGCUUCUGACUGUGAGGAAGAACUAUCGAACUGUGGCAUACCAUAACUGGAGGCAUGCUUUCAAUGUGUCGCAGUGCAUGUUCGUUAUGAUCACGACAGCAAGUUUCCAGGAUGUCCUGUCAGAUGCAGAGAUAUUGGCACUGAUGGUUGGCUGUUUGUGCCAUGACUUAGACCACAGAGGCACCAACAAUGCAUUUCAAGCUAAGACAGGUUCUGCUCUGGCCCUGCUUUACGGGACAUCAGCCACCCUGGAGCAUCAUCACUUCAACCAUGCAGUCAUGAUCCUGCAAAGUGAGGGUCACAAUAUCUUUGCAAACCUAAGCUCUAAAGAGUACAGCAACAUGAUGCAACUAUUGAAGCAGGCUAUUCUCUCCACAGACCUUACUUUGCACUUUGAGCGCAGAACCAAGUUUUUUGAAUAUGUUCUGUCUGGAGAGUUCAGCUGGACUGAUGAAGGACACAGAGAAGUUCUCAGGUCUAUGUUGAUGACAGCAUGCGAUCUGGGUGCAGUCACUCGUCCCUGGAAGAUAUCCAAACAGGUUGCAGAGCUGGUUACAAGUGAAUUCUUCGAGCAAGGUGAUAGGGAGCGGUCAGAGCUUAAGUUAAUCCCAGCAGCAAUCUUUGACCGCAAUCGCAAAGAUGAACUACCUGCCUUACAGCUUGAAUGGAUUGAUGGGAUCUGUAAACCUCUUUACCAGGCACUGCUGAAACUCAACAGAAAGUUACAGCCAAUGAUGGAUGGCAUCGAUGCCAAUCGAAAGAAAUGGCAGGAUCUCUGCUCAUCCUAUCAGCAGACACGCAGAGCUUCGGUGUCUAAUCAGAGUACAGAAUCAGGUCAGAACACUGAGUCAGGUGAAGAAGAUGGAGAAAACAAUGAAAACCUAGAGUCUAGAGAAACUGCGAAGCCAGUCGAAAACUCACUGUUUGGGUCAAAGUGCAGUUAGGAUCAAAGAUGCAGAGAAAAC